This is a messenger RNA of Mercenaria mercenaria, 857 nucleotides long. Its product is annotated as proprotein convertase subtilisin/kexin type 5-like. The coding region runs from base 14 to 730 and encodes 238 amino acids. Lineage: Eukaryota; Metazoa; Mollusca; Bivalvia; Venerida; Veneridae. The transcript has 2 exons. The record is from RefSeq and is a predicted model, not a curated record.
GGUGGAUGUAACAAUGCUACUAAAAUCUGUUUGUGUCGUUCUUUGCUGUCUUUGUCAAACAGUUCAGGCUAUCCACCGUGGCUGCGAAAACUGUGGAUGUUGCAUUGAUGGAGAAUGCAAUUUGCCACAACCUUUUCCUGGUUAUUGCAAUAAAGGAUGCGUUGAUGGUAUCUAUGGAGACAGGUGCUACAACCAGUGUCCUUCUAAUUGUGCAGCAUGUGCACGGAAUGGACAACACAUUAAUGAGGUGUGGACGCAUGACUGUACUAAAUGUCCCGAUGGAAAGUAUUUGGGCACUUACAGAGAUUGUUCCUUGUCUUGUCCAAGUAAAUGCAAAACUUGCACCUCAGGUACAGUAUGUACGGAAUGCAAACGUCCUUAUUUUAACUUUGGUGCGGUAACGAAUUGCUCUCUAUAUUGUCCAACAAACUGCAAAUCGUGUUCAGAAUCUGGUAAUUGCCUGGCCUGUGAAGAUGGGUAUUAUAGCCCGGAGUCUAGGUGUCAGAACAGGUGCUAUUCCGAUUGCCAGUCGUGUUCAUCAUUGCAAACAUGUGAAAGAUGCAAAACUGGACGUUAUAAUGGAAGGGAAUUAGAUAUCCCCACAAACGUAUUCUAUAAUGACUGUAGAUUUUCAUGUAGGAGCUCUUGUGAAGAUUGUUCGUCCUACAACUCUUGCUCUUCUUGUGUGACUUGGAAGUACGGCAGUUACUGUGAAAAACCUGCUCUAUAGGUUGCAGAUAUGGUACAUGUGAUAAGAGUACCGGGAAUUGUGAAUGUAAAAAUGGCUUUGCAGGACAACAAUGUAAUAAUUGCGAAAAAGGAAAAUAUGGCACAUAUUGUGACCAGGAAUGUUCAAC